Penicillium canariense is the source of this 327-nucleotide messenger RNA. RefSeq lists its product as uncharacterized. The transcript is spliced from 2 exons. The record is from RefSeq and is a predicted model, not a curated record. Bases 1 to 327 code for a protein of 108 amino acids. NCBI's taxonomy places the organism in Eukaryota, Fungi, Ascomycota, Eurotiomycetes, Eurotiales, Aspergillaceae.
AUGUGCCAGAAGGACAAUCAGAUUCCUCCGAAGACAGGUCCCGACUCCCUGGGGGCCGCAACCAGCAGCACCUUGGGCACGCUGAUCCCGGGGGCUGUGCCCGGAAGAGGCAAGCCAAUGCUGGGGCUGGACGUCACUCUGAUGGAAUCUCCGUCCAGCGCGUAUCACGAGGGGGACACGAUGAACCUCUUCCUGCUCGCUGGAGAUCACAAGCAAACUGGGUUCGUCUCGUUCCGGUCGUACGAUGCUUUGCAUUCAUGGUUGAUUUGUGUGGUGGCACCAUACACUGGAGUCGCGCCCGUCGGGGAGACGAGCAUCAUCCUGUAG